UUGGUUUGCCUUUACCAAUAAAACCUCCUGUAGCCUCAUUCCUGCUUCUGCCUCUCUCAUUCUGCGACUGGCCCUCUGGUUUGCGACACAGCCCCCCCAGCAGGAGCUAAGGUCUUACAGAGAUCACCGAUGCAAUACUGAAACAUUGUUGGGAGGCAGCUUUCAAGAUGAGCCCAAAUGAAGGAUCGUCGGCAGUAAAGAAGGAGUUUCCUAACAAAUCGCUGCUAUUGGCUGUGUUUGCCGCAGGUGUUGGGGGAACUUUUCAAUAUGGAUAUAACAUAUCAGUCAUCAAUGCUCCCACAUCGCAUGUUCAAGGCUUCAUCAACAGCUCCUGGAUUGAGCGCUACGAGACAGGAAUAUCCAAAGAUGCCCUGACCCUCCUCUGGUCCACCAUUGUGUCUAUUUUCACCAUAGGUGGACUUGUGGGAGUAUCUAUUGGCGGAACAUUGUCUGUGAAGCUGGGGAGGAAAAAGACACUGUUGACAAAUAAUAUAUUUGCAUUAUUGGCUGCUCUGCUGAUGGGCCUGAGCUCUACUGCUGGCUUGUUUGAACUGAUCAUCGCUGGAAGACUGAUGAGUGGAAUAAAUGCAGGCAUUGCCCUAAGCGUUCAGCCUCUGUAUUUGGGAGAAAUAGCUCCAACUGCCUUGCGCGGUGCCAUGGGAAUGGGAACUUCAAUUUUCAUCACUGGUGGGAUCUUAACCGGACAAGUGAUGGGCCUCAAAGAACUCCUAGGAGAAGAACAGUACUGGCCGAUUCUGCUCGCCACCACUUGUAUACCAGCAUUUCUCCAGCUCCUGAUCCUGCCCUGGUUCCCAGAGAGCCCACGCUACCUCCUUAUUGAUAAAGGAGAUUAUGAAGGAUGUAAAAAAGCCUUGAGGCAGCUGCAUGGUUUAGCCAACUCUGAUGGUGCUCUGGAGGAUAUCCAGAAAGAAAAGGAUAAUUUAGUUGGUUUCCAGGCAAAGAAACCCUGGGAGCUCUUUGCUGAUCGCAGUUUACGCUGGCAGGUUCUCACCAUCAUCCUUCUCAACUGUGCACAGCAGCUGAACGGCAUCAAUGCUAUCUAUUUUUAUGCUGGCUAUGUGUUUAAACAAACUGGUAUUCCGGCUGACAAAAUACCGUAUGCAACUGUUGGCACAGGUGCCUGUGAAUGCAUCACUGCUUUAACAUGUGGUAUGCUCAUUGAAUAUUUAGGAAGGAAAGUGCUCAUCACAGGAGGAUACAUACUAAUGAGCAUCUGCUGCAUUUUAUUCACGCUGACGCUCACUUUUCAGGAUGUCAGCCCAGUUUUCCCAUACUUGAGCAUGGCGUGUGUUUUUGCUUUCAUCUUGAGCUUUGGUUUGGGGCCAGGGGGCGUGACAAACAUCUUAACCACUGAGCUGUUCACGCAAACUGCCCGCCCUGCAGCCUUCAUGAUUGCAGGCUCAGUGAAUUGGCUCAGCUUCUUCUUCAUUGGCUUGGUCUUCCCAUUUAUUGUGCUCGGGCUGGGGCAGUACUGUUUCCUGGUCUUCUUGGUUGUUUGCUCUUUGGUGGUAAUCUACAUUUUGCUCGUGCUUCCUGAAACCAAGAACAAAAGCUUCAUGGAAAUCCAGAACGAGUUCCAGCCCCCAAACAAAAGAAAACUCACUUCUGAUGGAGCAGGGACAGUGCUAUUAUCAACGUCCAUAUGAAAUGUGCCAGUGUGGAGUUUACAAUGUCAAGGGCCUUAUCUCUUACUGUAUUUAUGGGAAUUUAUUGUCUACAAAUCACACAAUAUAACAGCAGAAUCAUAAUGAACUAUACCGUGUACCAACAUGCUGUCAGUGAUGCGCUGUGUAGUUGUAGUUGCAAGUCUUUUAUCUACAAACAUACAUAUGAAGUUAACACAUAAAAUCUGGGCAUAUAUUGUAAAUAUUGCUUUGUACUACCUCUAUAAACGUAUCUGCCAUGACAUUAAGACCACCUGACUAAUAAGCCUUCCUCGUGUAUAGCAGCUCUGAGCGUUGAGGCUGCACUGUUUUCAUUGCUUAGUGGUGUUUCCAGGAGGCAGCCUCCGCAGGACAGUGGUAUUCUGGGGGGGGUUGCCAUUCUUCGAAAACAUAGUGGGUGGUACCAACUGUCAAAGUAACGCCCAUGUGAAUGCCAGGAUGUUUGUCAAGCAGAACAAUCAAAAAGGUGGAACGCGACUGUCGGUGGUUUUAGUAUUAUGACUGAUCAGGUGCUGAAAUUUUUCACUGAAGAUUAGUUGAUGAAAUAUGUUUUUUAAUUGAUUUAAACAAGUUCAGAGUAAACUUUUGCAUACCUCCGGGUCUCACCGACCUUUUAAUUUUCCGGCCCUUCAGAGUCGCAUGUGAUCUGAAGGACAAAGGGUUCUUUCGUUGACUAUAUUUAGAGGAAAGGAGCAUGCAUUUGAGUAUUUAGAGUGAGUAAGAGAGAAGUAGAACUGUUAACAUGGAUAUACAUAUAAAGUACAUCAUGAAAGAAUAAUGUUGG
This is a messenger RNA of Cololabis saira (Pacific saury), 2469 nucleotides long. Its product is annotated as solute carrier family 2, facilitated glucose transporter member 11-like. The transcript has 12 exons. The record is from RefSeq and is a predicted model, not a curated record. Bases 168 to 1667 code for a protein of 499 amino acids. Gene Ontology annotation, molecular function: hexose transmembrane transporter activity. Gene Ontology annotation, biological process: monosaccharide transmembrane transport. Lineage: Eukaryota; Metazoa; Chordata; Actinopteri; Beloniformes; Belonidae. Gene Ontology annotation, cellular component: membrane.